This is a messenger RNA of Sordaria macrospora k-hell, 1623 nucleotides long. RefSeq lists its product as uncharacterized. Lineage: Eukaryota; Fungi; Ascomycota; Sordariomycetes; Sordariales; Sordariaceae. Gene Ontology annotation, cellular component: chaperonin-containing T-complex. Gene Ontology annotation, molecular function: ATP hydrolysis activity; ATP-dependent protein folding chaperone; ATP binding. Gene Ontology annotation, biological process: protein folding. The record is from RefSeq and is a predicted model, not a curated record.
AUGCAGGCACCGGUCCUGGUAAUGAACACCAACAGUGGUGAGAGGCAGACUGGCCGCAAGGCUCAGAUGUCCAACAUCGCCGCCGCCAAAACUGUCGCUGAUAUCAUCCGAUCCUGCCUCGGCCCCAAGGCCAUGCUCAAGAUGCUCCUCGACCCCAUGGGCGGUAUCGUCCUCACCAACGACGGCCAUGCUAUUCUCCGCGAGAUCGAGGUGUCGCACCCCGCAGCCAAGAGCAUGAUCGAGCUCAGCCGGACACAAGACGAAGAAGUUGGUGACGGCACCACAACAGUUAUCAUUCUCGCCGGCGAGAUCCUCGCGCAAUCCCUCCCCCAGCUCGAGCGCAACAUCCACCCCGUCGUCAUCAUUUCGGCCUUCAAGCGCGCCCUCAAGGACGCCCUCGAGAUCAUCGAAGACAUCUCCCUCCCGAUCGACAUCAAUGAUGACCAGGCCAUGAACAAGCUCAUCUCGUCCUCGAUCGGCACCAAGUACGUUUCCAGGUGGUCGGAACUCAUGUGCGGACUGGCGCUCAAGGCCGUGCGCACCGUGACGUGGGAGAUGGGCAAUGGCAAGAAGGAGGUCGACAUCAAGAGGUACGCGCGCGUGGAGAAGGUACCCGGCGGCGAGAUCGAGGACAGCAGAGUAUUGGACGGCGUCAUGCUCAACAAGGACAUCACACACCCCAAGAUGCGCCGCAGGAUCGAGAACCCGCGCAUCAUCCUGCUCGACUGCCCGCUCGAGUACAAGAAGGGCGAGUCGCAGACCAACAUUGAAAUCACAAAGGAGGAGGACUGGAACCGCAUCCUGCAGAUUGAGGAGGAGCAGGUCAAGCAGAUGUGCGAGGCUAUCCUCGCCUUCAACCCCGACCUUGUCAUCACAGAGAAGGGUGUCUCUGAUCUCGCACAACACUACCUCAUGAAGGCCAACGUCACCGCGCUCAGACGUGUGCGCAAGACCGACAACAACAGAAUCGCCAGGGCGACGGGCGCCACCAUUGUCAACCGAGUAGAGGAUCUCCAGGAGUCCGACGUCGGCACUCACUGCGGCCUGUUCGAGAUCGAGAAGAUUGGCGACGAGUACUUCACCUUCCUCACAAAGUGCAAGGACCCCAAGGCCUGCACCGUCCUUCUCCGCGGCCCUUCCAAGGACGUCCUCAACGAGAUCGAGCGCAACCUGCAAGAUGCCAUGGGCGUGGCGCGUAACGUCAUGUUUCACCCCAGGCUAUCGCCCGGUGGUGGUGCGACCGAAAUGGCCGUUUCUGUCAGGUUAACACAGCUCGCGAAGAGCAUCGAGGGUGUCCAACAAUGGCCGUACAAGGCUGUCGCCGAGGCCCUCGAGGUCAUCCCCCGCACACUCAUCCAGAACGCCGGCAAGAGCCCCGUCCGCGUGCUCACCGAUCUCCGCGCGAAGCAUGCCGAGGGCAAGAACUCGUGGGGUAUCAACGGCGAUACCGGUGCGAUUGUGGACAUGAAGGACUACGGUGUCUGGGAGCCCGAGGCCAUCAAGGUGCAGAGCAUGAAGACUGCUAUCGAGGCUGCCUGCCUCCUAUUGAGAGUCGACGAUAUCUGCAGUGCCAGAAAGGCACAGCCAGGUGUCGGCGUCAGCUCCGGUGGCGGUGAUGAGUAA